AUGUUUUGUUUUGUUUUGUUUUGUUUUGUUUUGUUUUUACCGGUGAAAGAUUUUCUAUUAACACGUUUAUUUUCUAUUGGUGGAAUUGAUUUUAAUCGUGAUUCAAAUAUUGAAGCUCGACCAAUGAUUGUACCUGAUCAACGAACUAUUAUAUCAGAUUUUGUAUUUGAUUAUGAAGAAAAACUUGUAUAUUUUUAUUGUCAAACAAGUCAAAUGAUUUAUUCAUCAAAAAUGGAUGGUGAAAAAAAUUUAACAAAUCCACGAUCAAUUGCAGUUGAUCUACGUGCUGGUGUUCGAUUUUUAUUUUUAACAUAUUGGGAUAAAAAUUCUCGUAUUGCACGUUGUAGUAUAGAUGGUCAACAACGUCUUAGUAUUGUUAACGAUACAAUUCAAAUGCCAUUAGGUUUAACAUUUGAUUUAAUAUGUGAAGUAGUUUAUUUUACAAAUCAUCAUUUAAAUUGUAUUGAAGUUUAUGAUUCAAAUUCAAAUGAAAUAAGACGUUUAAAUCGUUUUGAACAUGGAAUUAAAGCACAAAAACAUAAAAAAAUAUUAUCAAGAUUGAAUAUUCUUCAUGUGAAAAUUUCAAAUAAAGUUUAUCAACCAUUAGGUCUUCAAAAUCAAGAUGUUUAUUAUGAAUUAGAUUCAUUAUCAAAAUCAACUGAUCAAGCAUAA
Rotaria sp. Silwood1 is the source of this 672-nucleotide messenger RNA. NCBI's taxonomy places the organism in Eukaryota, Metazoa, Rotifera, Eurotatoria, Philodinida, Philodinidae. The record is from the annotation of a GenBank genome assembly.